Messenger RNA from Phanerochaete carnosa HHB-10118-sp, 4568 nucleotides. RefSeq lists its product as uncharacterized. The transcript is spliced from 7 exons. NCBI's taxonomy places the organism in Eukaryota, Fungi, Basidiomycota, Agaricomycetes, Polyporales, Phanerochaetaceae. The record is from RefSeq and is a predicted model, not a curated record. The coding region runs from base 222 to 4568 and encodes 1448 amino acids.
GGAGCAAUGAGGCACGGACGCCCGCAGGCAGAGCGCGUGGAUGGAAACGUGAAGGUGGGACUCUGCCUCUUCCGGCUCAGUGCCUCAUGUCGGCACGCUCCUCAAGUCACCCUCUACUUACGCUCAUUUAUAUUCGCACUCCUAGCAUACCGCCAUAUUCCAAAUAGAACUCACAAUCUGUGCUCUCAAUCGACUACAACGAAGAUCCCUGCGCGACCUCCAUGCUGAGCAGUCAAGACCGGCAUGUAUCCGCCCCUCGAAAACAUUACGAGUCUGACCCUGACCGUCCCCGUCACACCACCGCAUCGACCCAGAGGUAUACCAGCGAGUACGGAGUGGGUACUGCCAUGCCUGACAAGCCGCAUCGUAAUUCCAGACGUGCCGAUACUUCAGGGAACCCCCUUGCCUUCGAGUCAGUGCCUUCAGCCAACAAGUAUUCCAGCCCAAGAGAGCAACCCUACAUGCGUGGACCCUCCUAUUACACGUCCUCGGAGCCGCAAGCUCAGGUGCCGACGGGACCAAUGACGGUCACCGGAGUAGCAAGUAGUUCGCGGUCACGCGCACACGAUCCUGACAUCUAUGCGUACGCAAAACGCAAGACGGACAAGCAGAGUCCUCGCUCGUCAGAGGAGAAGAUCUAUGGUGCUGACCAGAUCAAGCCAUCCAGAGCGACCCAACAGCUACGUAGUGGACACCACACUGCGAACCCCGUUCCUCAGUCAGGAACUGCGUACGCUGCGUCCUCGCAGUACCAGUCUGCACGCGACGCUACGUCAUCUUCUAUGCACCACAAGGAUCGAAACAAAGAUCAAGGGGAACACCGGGAACGCCGGAGAGAUAGACGUCGAGACCAGGAGCGGAUACACGAAGAGGAAGAGCGAUUGCGCGAGAGGGCAGCUAUUGAGAAGGAGCUGGAAAAGCAGAGGAGACGGGAAGAGCGUAGGACAGAGCGGGAUAGAGAGAAGGAACGCGAGCGGCGGCGUGAAGAGAGGGAGUUGGAACGCGCCCGCAGACAUGGGUCUCGUGCUAGAGACGAAUCCCGCACCGUGAAUACUGUCUAUCCCAACGCGGCGCUCGUCGCAUCCAAGCAUCAGGGUUCAACCGACCAAGUGCCAUCUUCAAGCUCCAACGUUGCACUUCCAUCCACACAAUAUGCUAUCGCUGCUGGCAAUCGCCCCCAUGUCACGAACGAUCCACGCCGUGAUAAUAUUUCCUCUAUGCAAACCGCGCCACCGCAUGUACCUGAGAAGGAACGGAAAGCUCGUCGUUCUCAACGCGACAAAGUGCUGGCCCAACAGUACGCGCAAGACUCGGGCGUGUCGAGCAGCGAACAAGAACAGGCCCGAGAGCGGCUUACGAGGGACAGACGACACGCCCUUCGGGAUGCCAAUGGUGAUGCACAUUACUCGGGACCUUCAGGCAGUGAGAACGAACGUGGUCCUGGCUAUGAGCGACGCAAAUACAAGGCGGCGCAAGACCCGUACGCCGCUCUCCGGCAGCAUUCCGUGGGCCCACAAGUCAAUGCAAACAUGCCGUCGUCCAUACAGCAUGGCUCAUACGGGCCGGCAGAUGCCGAAACGCCAGUUGUGCGUAGCAAGACUCCGUUUACACCAGGGCAAGACCGCGCGCGGGAUGUUGGGCCGAUGCCUGUGCAAAUGCAGUCGUCGACACAGUCCGGACAGCAGCUGUCAUACCAUGACUUGGGGUCGCAACAGCAAUCACGCACUUUGAGUCAUCGUCCCUCUCAGAGCGACAUGCCUCGGGGAUAUGGCACGGGUCCGAUGUCGAAUCCAGCAUAUGCGCCCCACGCAGCACAGUCGCAGAGCACCGCUACACCGUUCAGUGUUGGGACUCAGGGCGGCCCAGGCAAUCAACCUACGGUGCAUAGGGAGACUGCACUUGGGGUUGAGGGGAUCCAUCCUAGUACCACAUAUCCGUCCAGCGUCACUGCUCCUAUUGUAACCGCAACACCUCCAAGUAUGACCGUGCCGACCCGCCCUUCUCCCGCCCACAAUCAGCAAAGUCUACCAACUAAAAUCAGUCAUGGUACGCCUCCGACGAAAAACAUCGACGCCCAGAUACGCCACGAUGGCACAAACGCACCGGGGCAUCAUGCUAAGCUCAACAUAUAUCACUCUCCUCACUAUGCGGCCUCGGCAGAAAUCUUCGUACCCGGAAUGCAUCAGCCUCAGACGCAGUCCGUGACAGUGAAUACGACUACGGUCAAGGACCUAGCAGCCAAGUUCCCCUUGAACGAAGACAUCCUAACCUCCGCAUCGUCAUCCACUCUCAAUGCGGGAACCAAUCGCUCCGAACAAGGACCUGCUGCCCUGGCGCAGUAUCCGCCUGGGGCGAAUCUGACGACUCAGGGCUAUCCGAACAGAGAACUCGUUCCACAGGUUUGGCUUCCUCCGGAUAAUCACAACACGACAGCAUCCCAAAAGCAGCCCGCGCCGUUUGAAAAUGACGUGCCUAUUCCUAUCCCGUAUCCGAAGUCCAUGAUACCAGGCUCUGCCCCGUCUCAACCCAUGGCCUCUUCCGCAGCUUAUCAGCAACAGCCGUCGGCCAGGCCCCAAGCCACUCCGCUGCAAUCGAAGACAUCUCCCAUGCCACCGCAAGCACAUAUCCCUACGCAUACUGUACCCAAUCCCGUGAACGUGGCUCCGAAGAUUGCGCAGCCUCCUGUGUCUACCUCUGCAUCUGGCAAUUUCAGUGCAGCUUCUCAUUCACCCGGGCAGAGCUUUCAGCAACCGCCGCAGCGAUCACCAAGUACCCUGAACGGAAUACCGCUUAUGAGUAGUGGAACACCGAAGCAAUCACCGUCCAUGAGACUCAAAGCUCGGAAUGGGUCGACUGAGACCGUAGUCUAUCCUGGCGCUAAGGCGUCCCCAAGUCAUUCUGCGAGACAUAUACCACACCGCACCAGUACCGGAAAUCUCCAGGCUCCAUCACGACCCGACACGAACCCAUCACGACCACAGCCAGCAUCGCAUGAAUACCCAGAUACCUCUCGAUACCGCCCACAGCCCGCCGGAUACUCUACUCCAAAUCCAACAUUCAACUACCAGCCUCCCAUUGCCAACCAGUCCAACGACAGCUACUCACAACCGACUCACAGUCAUCACACGAGGUCCGCUUCGCAGCCUGUUUUACCGAACCCCACCUACGAUAGCCACGGCCAUGCGCCAAGAAGCCACACAUUGCCUGCGGCUGUGCCACCGAGUCCCGCUGCAGCACCUUCAGCGUCAGCCAUAGCGGCGGCGUACAGGAGCGGCAUGUACGGUACCGACAGCGCUGUACGUUCUCAGCCCCUUCCUGACAAGCGCGUCCCCUCCCGAGCUGCUCCAUCUCCGGCGCCAACCUAUCCAGCACAGCAGCAGCAGCCGCCUUCGGCACUUCCAAAGACUGCUUACGCUCUGCAAGCGACUCGAGGCGCAGCACUAUCUACUACCCCCAGCGCCGCGCGUGUGAAUGGUCCUGCAGCGACUGGUCAUUCACGCUCUGUUUCCGACCCACAGCAGAUGGUGAUGGCGGGGCGCGUAGCGAUAUCUGGUCAUCCUUCAACCCCUGCUCCUGCGAAAGCACAGCUGACGUCCCCAUCCGAACAAGAGCUCCUCAUGACCCCAUCGUCUCUCGCACCAUCCAUGUUGAAAGGAGGCAGUAACCAAGGCGGUAACCAGACACCAUUUCCCACCUCUCGACCCGCCCCUCAGCAGUUCGCCAAGCCGCCAUCGACGAAAGAGAGUACACGAAAGAGGGGAGGACUGUUUGGAAUUUUUCGCUCGAGGUCAUCUCCUCCGAAGCAGGAUGCACGAGUUGCAGACGCUCUCGCAGACCCUCCUGUGGCGAAGCCGAGGCAGCGUUCAACCUCCCAGGGGACUAUCAACGCUGUCGCUGCCUCUGUGCGCAACAUCAUAGCACCUCAUCCUCAUCCAAGUCGUAGCGCCGCGCCUCAGCCCGCCCCUAACCCCCCGCCUACCUCCACGCCUAGGACGUCCGGCGAGCGAUCAAGGACUCGUGCUCCGGCAGGUAAUGAUUCAGAGUCUGUGAGGUCGAUGAGGCGACGUGAGCCCUCUUCGCCUCCUCCGCCUCCUCAGGUCCUAGCCUCGCGCCCGGUGCGCACCGUGUCUGAACAGCCCGUGCAAAUAGGCCCGAAUGCGAAGGUCUUCACGCCGUUCCGGCUGAUCACAAAACGACAUCGCACGGUUUCUGCAGCGUCGAACGAAGCGGACCAUGGCACGCAGGCUACGAGCACGAUAAUUGGGGGCGAGUCCGCUAGGAGCUCCACCGCUGGCAGGCUCUCACCUCCGAUACCCCUGAGGGAUCCGAAGGCGGCGACGGAGGUAUGGAUUAACCAAGAGGAGGCUGAGCUCAUGGACCGCGGGACGUGGAGGCGCCGCCGCCCUGGGGUCGUGUUCGACCCGCAAAGCGAGCAAGCGACAUCCGUAAUAAUGGCUCUUUCCGCACGUAUUGACGACUUCUUCACAACUUCUGGCUUCCUGGUCUUUGCAUAUGCGGUUUCCGUUGCGCUGCGCGGCUGGCUUUUGGACUGUGACAUACCCCUCUAG